Messenger RNA from Penaeus monodon (black tiger shrimp), 1975 nucleotides. RefSeq names its product transketolase-like. The record is from RefSeq and is a predicted model, not a curated record. Gene Ontology annotation, molecular function: transketolase activity; thiamine pyrophosphate binding. NCBI's taxonomy places the organism in Eukaryota, Metazoa, Arthropoda, Malacostraca, Decapoda, Penaeidae.
GCCGACGUCUGAUAAAGCAAGAGUCACCUCAACCAUGUCUGAGUACCACAAACCCGAUACUAACAACCUUCAGGAACUGAGGGACAUCGCAAACAAGCUACGCGUCCAUUCCAUCCGAUCGACGUCGGCCAGUAACUCAGGGCAUCCAACAUCAUGUGCAUCUAUGGCAGAGAUCAUGUCUGUGCUCUUUUUCCACACAAUGCGCUACAAGCUCUCGGCUCCCAAGGAUGCCAGCUCAGACAGGUUCAUUCUGUCCAAGGGUCAUGCAGCUCCCAUCCUCUAUGCUGCAUGGGCUGAGGCAGGUCUAUUCCCCACUGAGGAGUUGAUGAACCUGCGUAAGAUCGACAAUGAUCUUGAGGGCCAUCCCACUCCUCGCCUCAACUUUGUGGAUGUGGCCACUGGCUCAUUGGGUCAGGGUCUCUCUGUAGCUUGUGGCAUGGCCUAUGUGGGCAAGUUUUAUGACAAAGCUUCUUACAGGACCUACUGUCUCAUUGGUGAUGGUGAAAGUGCUGAGGGCAGCAUCUGGGAGGCUUUGAGCUUUGCAGGAAUCAAGAAGCUGGACAAUCUGGUGGCCAUUUUUGACAUCAAUCGUCUUGGUCAGUCAGAGCCCACAGCCUUCCAACAUGACAUGGAUGCUUACCGCUCCCGCCUCGAAGGUUUUGGCUGGAAUACCUUGGUUGUGGAUGGCCAUGAUAUUGAGGCUAUUUGCAAGGCAUUCCAUGAAGCUUCUCAGACAAAGGGCAAGCCCACAUGCCUGCUUGCCAAGACUUACAAAGGCAAAGGGUUCCCUGCCAUUGAAGAUGCAGAGAACUGGCAUGGCAAGCCCCUGGGAGCCAAAGCAGAGGAGGUCAUUGCUGCCAUUGAAGGUCAGAUCAAGAAUCCUGGACCCAACAACCUUGUACCUCAGAAGCCACUUCACGAAGAUGCACCUAAAGUUGAUAUAAGCAACAUUCAACUAGCCAGCCCUCCAAAGUACAACAAAGGUGACAAGGUAGCCACAAGACAGGCAUAUGGCACUGCUCUCUCCAAGCUUGCUGAAAACAACCAAAGGGUAAUUGCUCUUGAUGGUGACACAAAGAACUCGACUUUCUCCAAUGCCAUGUUAAAGACGGAUCCUGCCAGGUACAUCGAGUGCUUCAUUGCUGAACAGAAUUUGGUUGGAGUUGGAAUUGGAGCAGCUUGCCGAGACCGCACUGUUGCUUUUGUCUCGACCUUCGCUGCAUUCUUCACUCGCGCAUUUGACCAAUUGCGAAUGGGUGCUAUUUCUCAGACCAACAUCAACUGUGUGGGAUCUCAUGCUGGCAUCAGCAUUGGUGAAGAUGGUCCAAGCCAGAUGGCACUGGAGGAUUUGGCAAUGUUCCGCAGCAUUCCCUCAUCCACUGUCUUCUACCCCUCUGAUGCUGUGUCUACUGAGCGUGCCUGUGAGCUUGCUGCCAACACUCCUGGGCUCUGCUUCAUUCGUACUUCUCGCCCAGGAACAGCUGUUGUCUAUGACAAUGAUCAUCAGUUCGAAAUUGGCAAGGGUAAUGUAAUCAUGUCAUCAGACAGUGACAAGGUGCUGGUGAUUGGUGCUGCCAUCACCUUAAGGGAAGCUAUGACUGCUGCUGAUCAAAUGGCUUCUGAGGGAAUCAAUCUGCGUGUCAUGGAUCUCUUCACCAUUAAGCCCAUUGACAAGGAGGGCAUUAUCAAAAAUGCUGUGAGGUGGUGGUCGCAAUCGGGGGAGGAUCAUUAUGCAGAAGGAACUGUCCCACUAAACCCCUGGGGGUCAGAUAGAGGCUCCUCCCCACUACAGGAAUCCAUUAACCCCUGGGGUCCAGAUCCUUUUUUCGAGAACAGGAGGUCCAAGUUGUCACCUCCAGGACGUUGUCCCACAAGGACGUUUUCCUUAUCACAAUAUUCUUGGUCUCCCGUUCGCUACCAAUUACUUGGUACCCAGGAAUCGCACGAGGAGGCCGGAGACCGGAGAUUUCCGUAG